AUGCCCCUUCUGGACCCCCGCUCAGGACCUUCCUAUGGCGCAUUUGACACAAUGGAGCAACAACGGGAGGAUGAGGAGGAGAGAGACCGGCUUCUUCGUGAUGCACAACAUGAAACCGAGGGCUUUGAUGACGAUAACACCUCGUUGGAAGAUCUCCAAGACGGUGUGCGGAAGAUCGAGGCCAUCAACAUCACCUGGACGACGCGUUCUCUGGUGAUUGCCUAUAUCAGUAUCUUCCUGAUGGCUUUCUGCACAUCGCUGGAGGGUCAGACUACUAUGUCCCUCUCGGCCUAUGCCACCAGUGCAUUCAGUAAACACUCGUUGAUUUCCACCGUCCUGGUCGUCCAAAAUGUUGUCAACGCCGUGAUCAAACCCCCAAUGGCCAAGAUUGCAGACGUCUUUGGUCGCUUCGAAGCGUUUUGUCUCGCCAUCGCAAUCUACAUUCUCGGAUACAUCCAGAUGGCUGCCUCGUCGAACGUGCAGAUGUACGCGUCGGCUCAGAUCUUCUACUCGGCCGGAUCAACCGGCCUACAAAUCCUCCAGCAGGUGUUUAUCGCCGACAGUAGCGAUCUGCUGAACCGAGCGCUCCUCGCUCUACUACCAGAACUUCCUUUCCUCGUCACCGUAUGGAUCGGCCCAACGAUCGCAGAUUUGGUGCUCAAAAACCUCUCCUGGCGCUGGGGUUACGGAAUAUGGACGAUUAUUUUGCCGGCAUCCUUCCUCCCGCUGGCCUUCUCGUUGAUGCUGAAUCAGAGGAAGGCCCGGCGUUUGAAUCUGCUCAAGACCCGCUCCCACAAGCACCGUAGCUGGAUGGAGACCAUUCGUCGCACCUGGUACGACCUGGACAUGUUUGGCUUGCUGCUUUUGUCGGCCGCAGUGACGUUGAUGCUGGUCCCCUUGACCCUGGCAGCGAAUGUCAAAAACGGGUGGAAGAACGGAAGUAUUGUUUCCAUGAUGGUCAUCGGCGUGCUCUGCCUCCUUGUCUUACCGCUGUGGGAGACCUCGAAGAAGCUGGCCCCGAAGCCUCUUCUGUCUCUGCAUCUCCUUAAGCAACGAACGGCGCUGGCGGGCUGCGCCUUUGCCUUCUUCUACUUCAUGGCCUUCUAUUUCUCCGUCCAGCCAUACCUCUAUUCAUACCUCCAGGUCGUGCUGGAUUACGAUGUGGCCACCGCCGGCCGGGUCACUCAGACAUUUGCCUUUACCUCAACGAUCGCCGCGUUCAUCGUGUCGAUCUUGAUCAAAUACACUCGGCGCUACCGCAUGUUCGUGACUGGCGGCUGCGUCGUCUACAUCUCCGGGUUGCUCCUGAUGAUGCUCUAUCGGCAAGAAGGAAGUUCGAUCGUACAAAUCCUAGGCACGCAGGUGAUUGUUGGCUUUGGGGGUGGACUGGUCAACGUGCCCGUGCAACUCGGAGUACAGGCAUCGGCCAAGCACCAGGAAGUGGCAGCCGCGACGGCCAUGUUCCUCACGUCACUGGAGAUGGGAGGUGCCGUCGGGGCGGCCAUUUCCGGAGCGGUCUGGACGCAUCUCAUCCCGACGAAGCUGCAGCAGUAUCUGCCCGAGGAAAGCAAAGACGAGGCGAAGGCGAUCUUUGGCAAGCUGACCAAGGCGCUCUCGUACCCGAUGGGAUCCCCGACACGGAUAGCCAUCAACCGAGCGUACCAAGAGACGAUGAAUAAACUGCUCAUUCUCGCCGUUGUGGCGACCAUCCCAUUGAUUCCGCUGAGUCUGCUGAUGACAAACUACGAGCUGGACAAGAUGCCUCAUAAUAAUAAUAAUAACCGUGAUCAAAAUGAUCACCAUGAGAUCCCUAAUAACGACGACGACGACCAACCUCAUUCAAAGCGAACUUGA
This is a messenger RNA of Penicilliopsis zonata CBS 506.65, 1854 nucleotides long. RefSeq lists its product as hypothetical. Gene Ontology annotation, molecular function: siderophore-iron transmembrane transporter activity. The coding region runs from base 1 to 1854 and encodes 617 amino acids. The transcript is spliced from 4 exons. Lineage: Eukaryota; Fungi; Ascomycota; Eurotiomycetes; Eurotiales; Aspergillaceae. The record is from RefSeq and is a predicted model, not a curated record. Gene Ontology annotation, biological process: siderophore transmembrane transport.